CAUAAUUUAUUACAGAAGUCACGCACGUCAAAAAUCUGAAGUAUGAAUAUUGAUUCCAUCAUUUGCAGUAUCGCAAACAAUGAAUAACGGAUUUUCAGCAUCAUUUUGAUAUUUACGUGCGGAAAAUUGGCUACAUUUUACUUGAGGUCAGAGAUUCUGUAUUAAAAGCAGUGGAAAUUGGCUACAUGAACCGUGGAUUUUUUUCAUGAUCCCAUCGCAUUCUAAACCAUGGAUGCAGAUUCUAAUGAUGGAACUGUUACGGAAGCCCUCAACGGGGAAACCAAGCCGGAUGUUGCCAAGCUUGCGCAAUCUGCUAUCAUCAAACAGGAUGUUAUGCUAUCAGCAACUACCACACAGUCACCCUUGGCAACCCAGUCCUCUGUGUUCACUAUUCCGUCGGUAUCUAUGGGCUCCGCCGGGAUAAACCUGACAGACCAUCUCUUCCUCCCUGGUGUCUCAGCGUUAGAUCCAACACAUGGACCUUCAGAACCUAAAACAGACCAAAAUGGUGCAAUAUCUUCAUUAUCUAGUCCUUCCCAACUGUUUGGUCAGCCACAGGUGGCGCCACCACAGUUUUUCCUCACCGGAAAUCCCCUCCAGUCACAGACAGGAGCCUCCGGGUCAGUUCCUGUACAACAACUUCUCAUCCCAGUCUCCACAGGUAAUGGUACCCAGCAGUUCAUCAGCAUUCCAGUUUCCAUGGCAACUGGUGGGAACCAGCAAAUUCAGUUGUUGACAACAUCAAAUGGUCAGAUUGUCGCAACAAAUCUUGCCAAUCUUGCCGGACUAUCCAAUCCACUAAGUGCUAGUCUUGCUAACUCAGUAAAUAAUCUGGCUAGCCAAUCAUUGCUUCAGAAUUCAUCAUCCCAUCAUUCCUCAGCAACACAAGCAUUGACCAAUCAUCUUGCAGCAGUGGCACCCUCCCUCUUAGCAGCAGGUGCCCAGAGCCAACUUCUUGCAGGUCUUGGCCAACAGCUGCUGUCACAGGUAUCAUUAGCUCAGUCAAAUGGGACCAACUCGUUGUCCCAGUCCAGUCAGGUAUCAAACUCAUCUGUCAGUCAAACCCAGGCUGUCCUCAAUUCCCUACAACAAACACUAUCAGCUGCGAGCGGGGGCCAGAACGGAAUCUCAGUUCAACCGACGACCACGCGUGUCAUCACUCAGAAUCUCAACAAUACAGCUACGUCAUUAAACUCAUCAAAUUCAACAACUCAUUUACUCGGGAAGAUAUCGGAAAUCGGGGCAUCGGGUCAUACAAACACGGCGGUAAACCUGGCCAAUCAAAUUUUAGCAACACGAGUAACAUCAACACAGCUAAUAAAUCAUGUGCCAUCAUCAUUGGAAGGUUUAAUGCCAAAUACUGUGGGUAACUCAACAGAGAGCACAACAGUGGAUGGUAUAAACCUAGACGAGAUCAAAGAGUUUGCAAAACAGUUCAAAAUCCGGAGAUUAUCUUUAGGUCUUACACAAACUCAAGUGGGUCAAGCUUUAAGUGCAACCGAGGGACCUGCAUACUCUCAGUCAGCUAUUUGUCGGUUUGAAAAGUUAGACAUCACACCAAAGAGUGCACAGAAAAUAAAGCCAGUGUUAGAACGGUGGAUGCUUGAAGCUGAGGAGAGAUAUAAAAAUGGGAUGCAAAAUCUUACAGAAUUUAUCGGCAGUGAGCCGUCAAAGAAACGUAAACGGCGGACUUCGUUUACACCCCAAGCUUUAGAACUGCUGAACAAAUUUUUUGAAAGAAAUACUCAUCCUUCAGGUGCAGAAAUGACAGAGCUGGCAGACAAAUUAAAUUAUGACAGAGAAGUUAUAAGAGUUUGGUUUUGUAAUAAAAGACAAGCAUUGAAAAAUACCAUUAAAAAGCUGAAGCAAGAAGGACCAUGAUUGGAGCAUUGAUUUGUUACAAGAAUUGUGAUUGGUCAGUAAAGCAGCACAUGGAGUCUUGUCUUCAGAGGUUAACUUUGAAAGAUGAGCUGUGAUUGUUUACUUCAGAUGCAGGGAAGUGUAAGAAGAGUUGUGAUUGAUGGAAUUUGAAUCUCAAAACGAUGGACCAGUUGUUGUGUUAGAUUUAGCAUUUAUAGUUUGUUUCAGAUUUUCUUGACAUGCAUUUGUUGGCAAAUCUAGAUAGCAACCAUAAUAUGUAUAGAGUGUAGUGAUUGGUGAAAAUUCAGCAAAGAGUUUGGAGUCUUGAAUGGAACCAGUGGGUUUCUUCCAUAUAGGUAUAAGCUGUUAGUGAUAGUUAUUUAAACAGGUUGUUGAUUUAGUGUAUUUGGAAGGAUUAUUUGAUUAACAUGUUUAUUGAAUUUGUUGUUUUGAAUGGAUAUAGAUCACAUUAUUAAACACAGAGAUUUAAUCUAUAAUAUCAAAACAUACUUUAAAGGUUAAAGUUUAUACUGCAUAAUAAGGUGACAUAGAUACUUUGUAAAACACAUGGGCAUCAUUUGAACAAGUUCACUUUAGAAAGGGACCUUGAGACAUUUUUGUGAUAUUUUCUAUUUGGUACAACUUAAAAUAUGGUCCAGAGUUUUUCACAUCAGUAUUGGUCCAUUUAAGAUGUUUUUGGAGAGAAAAAAAUAGUUAAAGCUUCCGGAUACUUCGAUUUUAGCUGAAUAUCUGGCCUACAAUAGAAUUUAGACUAAAACAUGUGUUACUAGGUAAAAAAAAUAGUAAGAGGCUUAAUUUGUACAUGGUAACAUUGACAACUUGUCUCUUUAAGGUAUAGAUUAUAUUGCAGUAUUUUUUUUCUCCGUGACACAGUCCAGCUUUGUCAAUAACUAGGACAUUACAGUAGGGUUGCAGCCGCUUUGUUUCUGCAUUUCAUUGUUAUAAUUUAUGAAUAUGGGUUGUCUUGUUAAAAAGGACCAACUUAGAUAUUUUAAAUUUCCAUUUUUGCUGAAGAAUGACUUAAAAAAACUUCUGUUGAAGAAAUUAUAUAUCUUCAUAAAGUUCUCAGACUUAUUCAAAGUUAAACUGAAAUAGAUGGUUUAAAGAGUAUGAAAACUUUAAACUAGAGUUUUGUAUGUUGUUUAUAGGUAAACCUACAAAAUGGCCCUUUCAUGAUGUGGCAACACAUAUUUAUUAUUUGUAGCUACUGGUAUUUCAUCAAAUACUCUUAUUACGGUUAGUGUAGCUUUGGAGCUUUGGUCAGUGUGCAACUUUUAUAACAUGUCAGUUAUAUACCCUUAAUGAGCUAAAUAAAUAUGAGUUUUGUGUUAUCAGUGUUUAGUCUAGGUAAUCUUAAAACGUGUCCCAAUGACGUUUAAAGACUGUAAACUUUCUCUGCAUAAUUAUGUUGAAAAGUAAACAUGUUAAAGGUCCAAUACUAAGGAAAGUGAACAUUUUAAUUUCUUUUAAAAAGCACAGAAACUAUUUCAUUUUAUUGGAAAAUGAAAGUUGGUAUGUAGAAAUUCGAAAUAAAUCGCAGUAUAUGUACAAUUAUUUUUCUAUGAAGUAUGAAGAAAGUUAAAAAGACCUGGGGGGUCAUUCUGUCGAUUCAUUGAAAUUUCAACAUAAUACACAUACAUUUCUUUGAGUUCCAAAGGCCUUCUGUAAAUUUUGACCUGCCAAUCUUCAUUAUUUAGUGUCUUGCAGAAGUCUAUGCACUGGCUAUGAAAAAAAUUGCCAACUCACUUUCCCUUAGUAAUGGACCUUUAAACUUUCAACUCGGAAUUUUAGAAAAUUUCAACACUAAACAGGGUACUGUAAAAACAUUUAAUUUCGUGGGCAUGGAAUUUCGUGGUUUUGGUCAAAACAGUAAUUUCGUUGGGGUAUGAAUUUGUGGAUUUUAAGUUUUGAACAUAAAAUGAAUGGGAAUUUUACUUGUUCGUUGGGAUUUAAUUUCAUGGAUUGACUCAACCCCGAAAUCCACGAAAAUUAGCCCCCCACGAAUAUUAAUGAUUUCAGAGUAUAUUACCUCAGAAUAAAACUGAAUCACAUGAAAACAAAUAUGUGUACCUUCAGAAAGGAGGAAGGAUCUUGCAGCUUGCAUCUUGUCUACCAAAAUAUUUUCAAAACUUAGACUUUAAAUUUAGAAAUUUUAUAUAAUAUUGUAACGUAGAUGAAAUAAUGGAUGCUUCUUCCAGAAAUAUAUGACUUGGUGCUUUAGUAUUAUUGUGUUACAUUAUUACUAUAAAUACACAUUUAAAUAUUUCACAGAUAUGAUAUUCAAUCACAAAAAUUAAUGAAGAAAUGUUAUGUUAGUUGGCUAAUGGAAUUUAUAAUAUCGUGAAUUGAAUGGGUCAAGGUGACCAUUUUAACUGAUUGGUCAGGAGUCCCUUUUUGAUUAAUUUGCAUACCUUCCAUUCCGACUAAUUGGUGAGGCCCCCAUUUAGAUUGAUUGGUCUACCGUCCAUUUUUACUAAUCACUUGUAAUAUAUAAGGAGGAAUCUCAAAAAUUACUUCAGCAGAAAUAAACUUAGAUCUGUGUCAAAAUGUUCUUAUUUCUAAACAUGAUGAUUAUAUUAUUUAUUUGAAACGAAACAAUAUUAAAUGAGGACUUUUAUAGAACUCACUGGCUGAUAUGCUUUUUAUAAACUUUCUACUGUACCAUAUGAUGUUAGAGAUGUGUAUAUUUAUUGUACAUUUGUUAUAUUAAUUUAUUUGUUAAGUCUGUUGUAUGUAAGAAUCAAUGGCAUUUAAUACACAUUAUAAAAGACAGGAGGUUUUUCAUGUACAGGUAGUCUGUUGACCUUUAGCCUGCUGGCGGCAAGUGAUUCUGCCUUUGCGACCAGGUGCAGACCAAGAUCAGCCUGCACAUCUGUGCAGGCCAAUAUUGGUCUGCACUGUUCGCUAUUCAGUCAGUAAAUUUUUACCGAACAUCCCUUUGAAUAAUAGGUGGUACUGCCCAAAUUGAAUGAUUAACCAGUCCAUUCUAGAAAUUUAGCAGGGUAAGGGUUAAUUAAUAGAAUUUUUAAUAUAAUGGCAUGUUUCUGGUAGUCAAGUUUAUAGGGGCGGGUGGGGGGUGGGGUAACUAGAUAUAACAGAAAAUCAAUUUUAUUCUAGGAAUAUAAACUUGAUGUCCUUGAUCGUGAUUGAAACAUUGUUUACAGUGAAAGGCCACUCGCUUCAGCAUUGACAGCUCAAACACAUGUAGACUGGCUCACAUGGGAAACUCAUGUAGGGCCCCCCCCCCCCCCCACCUCCCACUUCUGCCAUCACCCAUCACUGGCCGUUUUCUUUAUAUUUUGUGUGUUUGGGGUGCUCAAAACCCUGUAUUUGUUCAUUGUCUUUCGAGCCUGAACAAUUUGUGUUUUGAUUGCAUUGUGCUAGACAUUGCUGUUUCUUAUUGUUAAGUGUUGGGUAAAUUGUGCAAUAUACUUGAGACAAGAAAGCAGGGUCUUUUUUUUCUUGGAUGAACACUUCACUCUGCUUUGAUACAAAUCAUCAAGAGGUAUUUUGUGUUUAUUUGUCUAUGGACAGCGGCUUCCAUUUAUGUUAGUAAAGUUUUCUUUUAAAGUAGUUACUUUGUUGAAGGAAUAUGUGUUCUUAGAAUCUUUAUUAGAGUAUUUAAGAAAAAUAUUUCACUGCAGUUUUAAUUUUAUUUACAUCAUAUUGAAGUAGUCUGAAAUCAUAUUUAAUCACGGGGGAGUUAUCUUUGUGGAUAGUGUGGUUACAUCAAUCAAUGAAAUAAAAUCUCAAUGGAAACAAUGGGUAAGUUUUUUUACGCCGGAAGGGAGCUCUUUUGAACCCCUUGAAGGAUUUCGAAGAAACUUUACACAAAUGUUCACCACAUCAAGACGAUGUGCAGAGUGCAUGUUUCGGAUGGCUGGCUUCAAGGUCAAGGUCACACUUAGGGGUCAAAGGUCAUACCUUUGGGUGUAUAUUGCUCCUCAUUGCAGUGCUCUUGUAUUAAUAUGUGUUAAUAUGCUACAAAUCUGAAUGAAAUUAAUUUUAUUACUUUAUUUUGAAAAUGAUAUUUUAUCGAACUGUCUGUUUGCUGAAUAAUUUAAAAUCAUAAUAUUAGAGGAUUUCCAUACAGUGGUAUUUUGUUGCCAUUCAUGAUAAGUUGGAACUAUUUACGGAAAAUGAUAAUUUAAGUUUUACGAUCCAAUAUAUAAAGGGUGGAGUUUUGUGUGCGGAGGUUGUUUUUGUUUUUUCAAAAUUUUGAAAAGGAUUUUCAUUUGUUAGAAAUUGUAAAUUCAGAGUGAAAAUUAAGAUGAUUCAUUAAGUUCUACGCAAUAGUUAUCUGUAAAAUACUUGUAUAAAUUGUAAAAUAUGUAGGAGUAAAAUUACUGUAUAAGUUACACUGUUAAGUUUGACAUGAAAACAGCAGAAAUAAGGCAUAAAAUUCAUAUGUGGUAACACCUCAAAUAAUAUUAUUUAUGAUUUUGUCUUGUAUUAUAUACGUUUCUAACUUUUUUAAAAGGGACAUACCCUACACCUAGCAAAUUAUAUUCUGGAAACAUAGAUAAUGUGUUCAAUGAGCGUAAAAUGAUAAAUAAAUAAAAUUUUAAAGAACAAGAUAUGGUGAAAUAUGACUAACUUUUUUUUUAUAUCUUUCUUAGAAAGAGCUAUCCAUUAUUUACGUUGUUUAAUUCCCAGUCCCUGUCUCCUGUUACAUAUUAUCAAUCUUACAUUUGCUUGUGGCAAAUCUACAUUUGCCUAUGGCAAACUUACAUUAAUUUUGCUUUUUGUAAACUAACUUUUGCUUUCAGUAAACUUACAUUUGCUCGAGGCAAAACUUAUAUUUGCUUGAUGGUAUCAUCUGUACAUACUAUCAUUCUCAUUGUAACAUUCUCAUUAUAUUUAUUUUGCAUUUUUAUAAUCGGUUUUGCUACGCACAUCUAUUGUGGCAUUCUUUUUAUAUUGCGUUUUAUACAAAAGGGUAUUCUCGUUGCAUUUUCUUUCUUAGCUACAUGUUUUAAAUACCUAAUAUGCUGUUAAUUUUUUUUUUUUGCUUUUGUAUUUGCUGUGGAAAAAAUGGCUGUUGUGAAGAAUGUGUAUGUGCUAUUAUAAACUAGAUUAUUUUAAUUUCUGACGUAGAACAAGUUGAUUAACUGGACUUGUGUCCAAUGGGUUUUAACAUUGUGUUCAGAUUUUAUAAUUGAACCACACCUUGAGAAAACCAACAUACUGCAUUUGCGACCAGCAUGGAUCCAGACCAGACUGCACGGAUGUGCAGUCUGGCCAGGAUCCAUGCUGUCCGCUUUCAAACCCUAUUGCAAUUAGCGAAACCAUUAGCGAACAGUAUGGAUCCUGACCAGACUGCACUGAUGUGAGGCUGGUCUGGAUCCAUGCUGGUCACAAAUGCACUAGGUAGGUUUUCUCAUGGCAUGGCUCAAUUAUAUUGUUUAUGUUAGCAUGACAAUUCUCUUUGUUUUGCUGAUUAUAGAAGUGGUCUAUGUUCAUUGUGGGUAUGUGUAAUUCAUUUUAUGGUGCUACAUUUUGUUCUGUUGCUAGUUUGUUAAACAUUUUGUGCUUCUGUUUUUUAACAUUUGAGGUCUUAAAACUAAAUAAAUGGGGAUGAUAUAGUAUGAACAACAGGUCAAACACUGGGAAUUUAUUUAUCUACCAGUUUUGUAAGGACCUUCAUCAGGAAAUUUUUAUGUCUUAUACAAAUUUUACGUGUUAUAGUCAGUUAGGCAACUCUUUAUUUUCUAUUUUGAUUUUUGACUGAACACUUUUCUUCUUAAAACAUCAUGUUUAUAAACUGAGACAAAUCAGCAAAUUAAAAAGAAAUGGAAUAGAGUUGUCUGAAAGUAUUGUAUUUUCUGUUGUAAUCAAGUGAAAAGUUACAGCUUUGGCUAUAAGGGUAUCACGAUUUCUUCCACUAAAUUGGACUUUAAGCUUUGUAAUUUUUAUUUCGUUGCACAGUGAAAAAAUCUUCUGUUAUAUCUCGUUAUUCAUCUAGAAACAAAAAAAAACAAGCAGAAAAUCUUUUACAAACACUAGCUGUUUUUAUAUAUUUACUGAAUUUUAUUUUUAAAUUAUAUUUUAGCAAGAGUUAAGUAUUAAAUGGGUAUCAUUACAGAUUUUUUCACACACAUUUUCAUGAAUUUAUAUAAUAAUUUAUGUAAUACUGUAUGAAUUUAUUUGAUUUUUUCUGAAUUUGUGAGAGUUUUUAUGUAUUUUUUAAUGAAUUGAGAAUCCUUUGUCCAAAUUUUGGCUUCUUAUUUUCCCAAAGAUGAGAAUGAGUAUGAUAUAAGAGUAUACUAAGUUACAGCAUUUGUUUGUAAGGUCAGGAUUUUUAGUUCACUCUCAAAGACACAGGCAUUGUCUUUGAUCAAAGUAGAUCAGAAAACUAUAUAUAUAUAUAUAUAUCCAAAUGUCGUUCAUCCUCGGUCUCAGAUCCAAAUGUAUUUGUUGCCGUUUACUUGAGGGGAAUCACGUCUGUUCUAACUAGAAAUCUAUGAACUAAUUUUAAAAUAAAACUUACAGAUGUAUAUGAGCCGUGCCAUGGGAAAACCAACAUAGUGGCUUUGCGACCAGCAUGGAUCCAGACCAGCCUGCGCAUCCGCGCAGUCUGGUCAGGAUCCAUGCUGUUCGCUAACAGUUUCUCUAAUUCCAAUAGGCUUUGAAAGCGAACUGACCAGACUGCGCAGAUGUGCAGGCUGGUCUGGAUCCAUGCUGGUCGCAAAGCCACUAUGUUGGUUUUCUCAUGGCAUGGCUCAAUUAUGAAUUAUGAUAAUUUUAUCAGUUUUAUUUACUGUAUUAUAUUAUAUACAUGUAUUAGCUUUCAUAGCUUAAGAAUAAAAAUGGUUCUCCUUGAAACAUUGCUGUAAACUGCUACUGGUUCAAAAUCUGCAAGGGAUAUUGACCUCUCUUGUUGUCAAGCUUAUGGGCUGGUUUGUGUUAGAUCUGUGGUUCUGCCCAGUGCCUCAAUGCGUAAACUAAUGCUUCAUGUGGUACCUUGGGCCUUCUUCUUACAGUAAAGAUAUAAAGUUGCAGUGUGACCUAGUAAAAUGUGUUGCCGUGGUCAAAAAUGCAGCAAAUAAACAUGCUUCAUAUAAGAUAUACAUAAAUAAAAGAUAUAUAAAUAAAAUCAUAUAAGAUAUAAAAAGAAUGUCUCGAACACCUUGGAAACUCUACAGUUCCCUAUCAUUUAGCAGUAUAGAUCCAAUAUUGAAGACGUUUCGGCAACUUGAAAUUCAAGAGAUUUGAAUUUCAGACUUAGAAUAUUGACACAUCUAGGCUUGAAAUAUUUCUAUAGAGUAAGAGUCUAGUCUCAUGUACUGUAAAAUCAUUUAUUUUUGUGGACAUGCAUUUGGCCAAAAUGGCAAAUUCAUUAAGAUAUGAAUUAGUGCAUUUGAAAUUUUGAACAUAAAAAUAGUUGGAAUUUCACUUGUUUGCUUAGAUUGACACAAAAUCCACAAAAAAGUACUCCCCCCAUGAAAAUUAAUGAUUUUAUUGUAUUUACAAAAUGUACUUUAAAAUAAGAAUAAUUUUCUGUACAAUGAUUUAUUGUUUUUUGCAAUUUGAUUUGUAACACAGGAAGUAUUUCCAUGAGAUUUUGUUUAUGUGUGUUAUAUGUGUAACAUGUACACUAUUGUAUUUUAUGUAUUUUCUGUUGAAAAGUGCAAUCAUUUUUAUUUGAAUUCCAAAUGAUUAAAAGAUGUUUAAAUAAAG
Mercenaria mercenaria is the source of this 9561-nucleotide messenger RNA. Its product is annotated as POU domain, class 6, transcription factor 2-like. The record is from RefSeq and is a predicted model, not a curated record. Bases 229 to 1881 code for a protein of 550 amino acids. Gene Ontology annotation, biological process: regulation of transcription by RNA polymerase II. The transcript is spliced from 10 exons. Gene Ontology annotation, molecular function: DNA-binding transcription factor activity, RNA polymerase II-specific; RNA polymerase II cis-regulatory region sequence-specific DNA binding. NCBI's taxonomy places the organism in Eukaryota, Metazoa, Mollusca, Bivalvia, Venerida, Veneridae.